Molecule: messenger RNA, 855 nt
Organism: Sitophilus oryzae (rice weevil)
Lineage: Eukaryota; Metazoa; Arthropoda; Insecta; Coleoptera; Curculionidae
Exons: 3
Coding region: 309-809 (166 amino acids)
Source: RefSeq, a predicted model, not a curated record
AUAGUAUUCCACCUAACAAAGAUUAAAAUUCAUGCAAUAUAUUCUUUAGUUUGUUUUGUUAAGUGCGAGAUACUAAACCUUUUCGAUUAUGUAUUAUAAGAGUUUUGUAUUUGUACAAGUGCAAUUAUAGGAAAUCAGUGAUUUCUUCCGUAAUAAAAAGCGCUCUGGAUAUUUUUCCUUUCCACCCUGUAUAUAUUUUUGUUUCUCUUUUCGAGCGUAAUUGGAUCCAGCUUAUCGAGUAAUAUUUAGCAGAGCCACAUUUCCAGGUAUAUUACUCUUUAUCAGACGAAGUUCUAAGCAACAUCAUUAUGAAGUCCCAAUUUAUUGAACAGGUACAGCUUUUGAUGGAAACGCAGCAUAUUAAAUACACGGAGACGCUCUUUGGUAAGCCGAAUAAUUACAUGUGGCUUUGCACCAAGAAGCCUCAUAUGGUGUAUUGGAUGAGUACCAGAGAUGAGAUUAAAAUUCGUCAAUGUUUGGCCAAGAUUACCCAAGAACAAGAAAUAAGGGUUCUGAAAAAAGUUCUAACGUACCUUGAUAGGUACCCUAACGCCAGUCCCAGCAAAGUACCGGAAAUAACACUGUACUACUUGAACGAAGCGCUUACAACGAAUUUCUUAAAACAAGCUCAGCAAGAGACCCAGAAGAAACCGUUCUCUAGGAUGGCCAGCUUCAGGAACAGUCUGAGAAAAUUCAGCUUGGUAUCGAACAAGUCUCAUCUGGGUGUGCCCCAAGACAAUGCCAAGCCUAGAAGAUCGGUGACUUUCAAUGAGGUUCCAGAAAUUUAUAGAAUUUCUUUAAAUAAAUAAUAUUGUGAUGGAGGUAUUGUUUUAAUAAUAAUAAAGGAGAUUGACU